Molecule: messenger RNA, 1743 nt
Organism: Telopea speciosissima
Lineage: Eukaryota; Viridiplantae; Streptophyta; Magnoliopsida; Proteales; Proteaceae
Product: DELLA protein GAI1-like
Exons: 1
Coding region: 93-1718 (541 amino acids)
Biological process (GO): regulation of DNA-templated transcription
Cellular component (GO): nucleus
Molecular function (GO): DNA-binding transcription factor activity; sequence-specific DNA binding
Source: RefSeq, a predicted model, not a curated record
CUCUCGCUCUGCCGGGCUUCGGCAUAAUUUGGGGAUAGAAAUACACAAGAGUCUACUUCAUAUCUGAUCGGAAAACAACUAACUCAUCAGAGAUGGGACUUUCUGAUUCCGGUACCCCCACCGGAAGCGGAAGUAGGAGCGGAAGCAGAAGCAGUAGUAGCAGCACGUCCUCAUGUGCCGGGAAAGCAUCGGAGAUGGAUGGGCUUCUCGCCGGCGCCGGAUACAACGUGAAGUAUUCGGAUCUCGGACAAGUGGCUCAGAAUCUGGAGCGAUUGGAGACAAUCAUGGUCAACGCCCCAUCCGAGAUCUCUCAGCAACUCUCUUCUGAGGUUGUUCACUACAACCCCUCUAAUAUGGCUUCUUGGGUCGAUUCUCUCCUCUCCGAAAUCAGUCAAAAUCAGCCUCUCCCCUUUUUCUCCUCCUCUUCUGAUCUCUCCGACUUCUCCACCGAUCUUCACUAUAUGGAGGAUCUAGUAGUUCCUUCACCGCCGCUCCACCAAUACUCCUCAGGCACGGAUACCUGGAUUGACCAGAAUAAUUCCCUUCAGCAUCAGCAGCAAUUGACGGCGGUGAUGGCGGCGGCAAUGGAAGAGGAUUCCGGCAUCAGGUUGGUGCAUCUGCUGAUGAUAUGUGCAGAAUCGGUGCAACGUGGCGACGUAUCAUUGGCCGGAUCUCUGAUUACAGAUAUGCAAAACUUACUGGCACAGGUGAACCGUGGCUGCGGCAUUGGCAAGGUUGCCGGCUACUUCAUCGACGCCCUGACCCGGCGGCUCUUCUGCCCUCAGGCCGUCUGUGCUGGUUCGGCCCAGGAGAACGAGAUCCUGUACCGCCACUUUUACGAGGCCUGCCCCUACCUCAAAUUCUCCCACUUCACCGCCAAUCAAGCCAUGCUGGAGGCCUUCGACGGCCAGGAUUGCGUCCACGUGAUCGACUUCAACUUGAUGCACGGGUUGCAGUGGCCGGUCCUCAUCCAGGCACUCGCUCUCCGGCCCGGUGGCCCACCAUUCCUCCGACUAACCGGAAUCGGACCCCCUUCGCCUGACGGUGGUGACUCGAUUCACGAAAUAGGGUUGAACCUGACCGAAUUGGCUCGCUCCGUGAACGUGCGGUUCGUCUUCCGAUACGUGGCGGCCACACGGCUAGAAGAUGUGAAGCCCUGGGUGCUGAAGGUGGGACCCACAGAAGUGGUGGCCGUGAAUUCUAUAAUGCAGCUUCACCGGUUACUCAACUCCGACCAAAGCCUGGAUACGGUAUUGGCAUGGAUCCGGAGCUUGAACCCGAAGAUCGUUACGGUGGUGGAGCAAGAAGCGAAUCACAACCAACCCGAAUUUCUGGAUCGAUUCACGGAAGCGUUGUAUUACUACUCCGCCAUGUUCGAUUCGCUGGAGGCUUGCUCGCUACAGUCGGAGAAGGCAGUGGCGGAGAUGUACAUACAGAGGGAGAUAUGUAACAUAGUGUGUUGCGAAGGUCUGGCCCGAGUGGAGAGGCAUGAGCCACUAGCGAAGUGGAAGGCUCGGCUUGGAGCGGCUGGGUUUCGACCGUUGCAUUUAGGGUCGAAUGCGUUUAAGCAGGCGACUAUGCUGCUCACACUCUUCUCUGCGGAAGGAUACUGCGUGGAGGAGAUGGAAGGGUGCUUGACGCUCGGCUGGCAUAGCCGGCCAAUCAUUGCGGCUUCGGCUUGGCAAGCGGUGCCCGACCCGGCCCAGCCCCACUUGUAGUGGUAAGCAGUUAAGCACUAAGCAC